Larimichthys crocea (large yellow croaker) is the source of this 863-nucleotide messenger RNA. RefSeq names its product actin related protein 2/3 complex, subunit 3 (gene arpc3). The transcript is spliced from 7 exons. NCBI's taxonomy places the organism in Eukaryota, Metazoa, Chordata, Actinopteri, Sciaenidae. Gene Ontology annotation, cellular component: Arp2/3 protein complex; cytoskeleton. Bases 136 to 672 code for a protein of 178 amino acids. The record is from RefSeq and is a predicted model, not a curated record. Gene Ontology annotation, biological process: regulation of actin filament polymerization; Arp2/3 complex-mediated actin nucleation.
CGGCAGCCACGCCGCACGACACGCGGCCACUUCCUGCACAGCUGAAGGGUGGAACAAGGCGGAAGUGACAGUCGAAGAGAGAGGUGCAUUUAUUUUUCUCUCGCUGAGCAGUUGGACUGAUAUUUAUCACUCAACAUGCCGGCGUAUCACUCGAGCCUGAUGAUCCCUGAAACCAGGCUGGUGGGGAACAUGGCUCUGCUCCCCCUCAAAACCCAGUUCAAGGGUCCAGCAAGAGGAGACGGCAUAGAGUCAGACAUCAUCGACGAGGCGAUUUACUACUUCAAGGCCAACGUUUUCUUUAAGAACUAUGAAAUCAAGAAUGAGGCCGACAGGACGCUGAUCUAUGUCACACUCUACAUUUCUGAAUGCUUAAAGAGGCUACAGAAGUGUAGCUCCAGGAGCCAGGGAGAGAAGGAGAUGUACACUCUGGGCAUCACUAACUUUCCCAUUCCUGGAGAACCUGGCUUCCCUCUCAACGCUAUGUAUGUUAAACCUGCAAACAAGCAGGAGGAAGAGACCAUGAGGGCCUACCUCCAGCAGAUCCGCCAGGAGACUGGCUUGAGGCUAUGUGACCGCGUGUUUGAUCCCCAGACAGACAAACCCAGCAAGUGGUGGGUGUGCUUUGUCAAGAAGCAGUUCAUGAACAAAAGUCUGUCAGCUCCUGGACAGUGAACGACUCAGGGACCCACGGUUUCUAUUCUACACCUGCAAGAUGGAUGGGAAGUUUUCUUUUGGAUGGGGUGUGCUUUUGUGUCGCUAAGAUGAUUUUAUACUAUUUCAGUUAAAGGAUACUCUUGUCUGGAUGUUGACCAUAUUGAGCUGGUGCUUAAUUCAAUAAAGCGGUCAUGGAGAUUGGAAAAUAA